This is a messenger RNA of Lottia gigantea (owl limpet), 3051 nucleotides long. RefSeq lists its product as hypothetical. Bases 55 to 2706 code for a protein of 883 amino acids. The record is from RefSeq and is a predicted model, not a curated record. Gene Ontology annotation, cellular component: extracellular region. NCBI's taxonomy places the organism in Eukaryota, Metazoa, Mollusca, Gastropoda, Lottiidae. Gene Ontology annotation, biological process: chitin catabolic process; carbohydrate metabolic process. The transcript has 17 exons. Gene Ontology annotation, molecular function: chitin binding; chitinase activity.
UAGAUAUCGGAGUGGGUCAGAAUCGUGGAUUGUGUUCAGGGUACACAGACAGAAAUGACGAGACUGGAAUUUCUAGUCGGUUUAGUUAUCUUUCUAGUUUCAGGGCCGCUAGUUGCCUCAGAGUAUAUUCGAGGAUGUUACUAUACCAACUGGUCCCAACAUAAAUCACCUGCUUUUCUACCAGAAAAUAUCAACCCCGGACUGUGUACACAUAUCUUCAUAGCUUAUGAUGGCAUCAACACUUCUUCCCUUGAGAUAAAAGGAACAGAGGCCAACGACAUAGAAAUAUUCUCACGAUUGGUGGCUCUGAAAUCAAACGACCCAUCACUGAAGCUCUAUCUUUCGAUUGGCGGAUGGCAAACCGGAAGUUCUGACUUCUCAUCCGUGGCGUCAUCUGACGGUAAAAUCACCCAGUUCGCUGAUAACGUUAUAACAACGUUGAGAAGCAAUGGUCUUGAUGGAUUGGAUGUUGCCUGGUUCUAUCCCGGCCUCUCUCCAUCACCGGCUUCUGAUAAAUCCAGGUUUACUACACUCCUGAAAAUUUUGAAAACCAAGUUUGCUGCAGAAGGUACAGCGACUAAUAGAGCACCACUGGGUCUUACAGCUACUGUUGCGUCCAGUCCGGAUUACGCAGACAAAGCUUACGACCAUGCCUCGAUACAACAAUAUGUUGAUUAUAUAAACGUAAUGACGUAUGAUAUCAGUGGAAACUGGAUCCCCCAUAUUCUACAAGAUGACUCUUCUAUACCUAAUAUUGGUUUCAAUUCUGACUGGACGCAGAAGGCGGCCGUGUCCUAUUGGAUGAAUAAAGGAUUUCCCGCCAAUAAGAUCUUACUAGGAUUAUCUACAUAUGGCGAGAAAUUUGAACUAACAGAAGUUUCUGGAAGUCAAGAUCUUGGAAUGGGUGGAGUCUCACCUGUCAAUCUUAAAGCUGGAUUUAUACCCUAUUAUGAGGUUUGUGAAGCUAUCACCACCAAUAGCUGGACAUCAAAAUGGGACGAUGACAAGAAGAUACAGUAUGUUUCUGGUCAGAAGGGAAAAUCUAAACUUUGGAUCGGGUACAAUACUCCCCAAAGUUUUGAUAAAAAGUUGGAAAUUGUUACCGGAUCAAAUUUAGCCGGAGUUUCUAUCUGGUCUUUGGAUAAUGACGAUUUUACCGGAUCGGCUUGUGGUCUAGGCAAAUACCCGUUACUGAACGCAGUGUCACAGGCUUUGAUUUCACCAACAACGUCACCAUCAACGUCACCAACUACGUCACCAACUACUGCAGUUACAUCAAAGAAGAAGUCACCAGCUAGUGAGGAGUAUAUUCGAGGGUGUUACUAUACCAACUGGGCCCAGUAUCGAAGUGGCUCAUAUAAAUUUCUACCUGAAGAUAUCGACCCGACAAUCUGUACCCAUAUCUUCUACGCUUUCUCUAGACUAGAUGGUAAAGGACUGAACAUCGGACCUUAUGAAGCGAACGACAAAGAAAUGUGGGGACGAGUUAUUGCCCUUAAAUCACAGAAUCCGAAACUAAAGGUUUAUCUUGUGGCCGGUGGUUGGAACGAAGGCAGCUCCAACUUUGGUUAUAUCGUAGAAAAAGACUCCCGAAUACGCCAAUUCGCUACUAAUAUGAUUUCGUUAUUACGAACUGAAGGAUUUGAUGGUUUUGAUGUGGAUUGGGAAUACCCUGGGGCUGGUGAACGAGGGUCAGUUGCUGCCCAUAAACAACGGUUUACUUCCUUCCUUAGGAUAAUUCGAGAAGAAUUCACCAAGGAAAGUGAGAAAACUGGCCGACCAUCAUUAGAUUUAAUAGCCGCGGUAUCUCCCAGUCCGUACUUCGCUAACAGAGCUUACGAACAUAGCAUCAUCCACAGAUAUUUAGAUUUCCUGAACGUGAUGACGUAUGAUUUAGCCGGUACCUGGCUGGCCACCGUACAGCAUCACAGUGCCCUGAAACCAGCAACUACUUUCAGUACGGAUUGGGAUAUGAAACGAUCUAUCAAGUAUUGGACUGACAAUGGUUUCCCUGCCAGUAAGAUUGUGUUGGGUCUAUCUAACUAUGGACGAGGCUUCAAGAUUGGCAGUGGUAGUCAAUCCGCACCGGGCGUCAAACAGCUGGGGGUCGGGAGUGCUGGCCCGGGACUCCAACAGUCCGGAUUCUUGUCUUAUUCAGAGAUCUGUACGUUAAUUAAGUCGAAUGGCUGGGUAUCGAAGUGGAUGGAAGAACAGAAAGUACCCUAUGUAUAUGGUAUGUUAAACGGUAUAUGGAAUUGGGUCGGUUAUGAUACACCACGAAGCUUUACUGAAAAGAUCGAGUUUGUGAAGUCACAAGGAUUAGCUGGAGCGUUCGUCUGGUCCUUGGACAUGGACGAUUUCACCGGGACAGCUUGUGGAUUGGGCCAAUAUCCUCUGUUAAACACCAUCAUUGACGGUUUUAGAGGAAGUACUCCACCAACAAAGCCACCUACUUCCGGUGAUAUAUUCCAAGAGGUGACGACCCAAUCCGUUAAGAAAUCCACUCCAGGCGACCCUAGUUCGUUUGUACCAAGCUGUGAUGCGAGUGGAUUUGGACCAAAUCCUUUCGACUGUACCAAGUUUUAUCAAUGUAACAAUGGACAGGCUUAUUCUCAAUUGUGUGUCAGCGGAUUAGCAUGGGACCAAUCUAUAAGUUCCUGUAACUGGCCAUCACUUGUCCCUGGAUGUGAAAGUUGCUGUACCUAAACCAACCGAUCUCAGCCCUAUUCAGGUACUUUCGACAGUCAUCUCCUGGGCCAGAAAACCAGAAUUUUUUAGAGUACAAUUAUACCCAGAAAAUAAUCGAAAUGAAAUAUGUAGAUCUGAAUCUUAUUGGGUGAAAUAACCCAGAGCAAAUAAACGUAGAGUUUUAGUUUUUGUAAGAAUGUAAGAAUUGUAAAUAGGUAUUAAUGACCUCUGAAUGUUUUAUUUCUGGAUAUAUAUAUAUAUAUAUGUUGUUUUAUAUUAUUAGUGUCUGAAUGUUUGAGUGAAUGUUUAUCUUUUUAAAUUAGCAGAUUAUGACAUUUUGAAUAUAUAUAUCUUAUUGAGUUA